CAGCCCUGCCCUGGAGGAACUGCCCUCAGCUCUCCCAGCCCUGCAGCUGGCAUCGAGGCUGCCAUCCAACAGCAGAAAAUCCAAACCUCAGAAGCCCUGCUGAGAUGGGAAAAAUCAUAGUUUAUGAGCAUGCUAACUUCCAGGGUAUGUCCAAAGAAUUCCACACCAACAUUGCCAACCUAAAAGAUGCAGAUUGGAAUGAUUGUAUCUCCUCAGUGAGAGUAAUUGGCCAUCCUUGGGUGGCUUAUCAGCAUGCAAACUAUAAAGGACAGUUACUGGUACUUGAGGAGGGAAAUCAUGACUUCGUUGGUAAAAAGAUGAAUGACAAGAUCAGCUCUCUGCAGGUGAUCACUGAAAAUCUGCACAAUCCCCAGAUCACUCUCUAUGAGCAUGCUGAUUAUCGAGGGAAGAGCAGAAUAAUAAGAGAAGCCACCAAUCUGUCCAGGGGACAUGACAAUGACACCACAUCUUCACACAAAGUCCAGAAAGGUGUCUGGCUGCUGUGUGAGCACGGUGAUGGAAGUGGAUUUCAAUACAUUGCUCGAGAGCAUGAACACCUUCCAAAUUACAAGGCAAUCAAGUUCAAUGACAAGCUUUCCUUCCUGCGUCCCCUUCGCCCUGGCUGUGGCUGUUAGAUUGCAAAUCCUGCAGCGCUGAGAAAAGAUGCAGCUGCAGCAAGAAAACUAAGACCUUGUUCUCUGCCUCUGCUUGUGCUGCCCUUUCCCCCAGUGUCACAGGACCACCAGAUAUGAGAGCUCUCCUGCCCCACAAAUGGCCUCUGCCAUUGUCUGUAAUCCAUUUUGUGUGGGUGCCAAUAAAGAAUCUUUUGCAAUCA
Molecule: messenger RNA, 835 nt
Organism: Taeniopygia guttata (zebra finch)
Lineage: Eukaryota; Metazoa; Chordata; Aves; Passeriformes; Estrildidae
Source: RefSeq, a predicted model, not a curated record